AUGGGUAGUAGACGUCAUAAGAAUAAGCAGGCCGCUCCACCUAGUUUCGACGAGUUCCAAGCUAAACAAGAUAGAAAGGCCAAGAGAAUCGAAGAAAGAACAAAGAGAUCCAACAGUGAGAUAACCGAUAAAAAAUCUAGUAAGAAGCAGAAGACCUCUAGUAGUGAACACAAAAAACAUCAUGAUCACGAAGAAAAAGGUGAACGUAAAGAUAGUAAACACAAGCAUGAAAAAUCUCAUUCUUCAAAGAAGCAUAAGAAACACCAUGACGAUGACGACGAAGAAAAUCAAGAAUUCCCAGCUGACCUUCCAGAAGUUGAUUUAGAAGAACUAUCUAAAGCAAAGAAAUCCUUGUUUGACGAUGAGGAAGAAAUCGAUGAGGAUCUACAAGAUGAGUUUGAUAUGGAACAAGAAUAUGAAAAUGAUGAGGACGAUAACGUUCAAGUCAAAUCUAUGUUUUCAGAUGAUGAAGAUUUUGGUGAAGAUGAAUUAGAAGAUUUGAAUGCUGCAAAUAUGGAAUCCUUAUCUAAAAAACUUGAUGAAGAAGAAGCUGAAGAGGCUGAAGAAGCCGAACAAGAAUUACUUCAAGCCAACCAAACUCAACCAAGAGCAGAUGUUUUACCUUCUAAGGAAGAAGAAGAGAUGAUGGCUAGCGGUCCACAAGACCUAACUUCAGUUAGAACCAGAAUUAUCGAAAUUGUAAAAGUUCUUGAGGACUUCAAGAACUUAGGUGCUGAAGGUAGAUCAAGAACUGAAUAUGUGGAUAGACUUCUAAAGGAUAUAUGUGAAUAUUUUGGUUAUACUCCAUUCCUUGCUGAAAAACUAUUUAACCUAUUUUCCCCAUCUGAAGCUCUUGAAUUUUUCGAAGCAAAUGAAAUUGCUAGACCUAUUACUAUCAGAACAAACACUUUAAAGACCAGAAGAAGAGAUUUAGCUCAAGCCCUAGUUAACAGAGGUGUUAAUCUACAACCAAUCGGUAACUGGACCAAGGUUGGUUUACAAAUUUUUGACUCCCAAGUUCCAAUUGGUGCAACUCCUGAAUACUUGGCUGGUCAAUAUAUUUUACAAGCCGCAUCUUCUUUCUUACCAGUUAUUGCUUUAGAUCCUCAUGAAAAUGAACGUAUUUUAGAUAUGGCAGCUGCUCCAGGUGGUAAGACUACAUAUAUUUCUGCAUUAAUGAAAAACACCGGUUGUGUCUUUGCAAAUGAUGCAAAUAAGAACAGAACAAAGUCUCUUAUUGCUAACAUUCAUCGUCUAGGUUGUACCAACACUAUUGUUUGUAACUAUGAUGCUCGUGAAUUUCCAAAGGUUAUCGGUGGUUUCGACAGAAUUCUGUUAGAUGCUCCUUGUUCUGGUACUGGUGUUAUCGGUAAGGAUCAGUCCGUUAAAGUUUCCCGUACCGAAAAGGAUUUUAUUCAAAUCCCACAUUUACAAAAGCAAUUAUUAUUGUCUGCUAUUGAUUCGGUAGAUUGCAAUUCUAAGCAUGGUGGUGUUAUUGUAUAUUCUACCUGUUCGGUUGCAGUGGAAGAAGACGAAGCUGUUGUCAAUUAUGCAUUAAGAAAGAGACCAAACGUCAAAUUAGUCGAGACAGGUCUUGCCAUCGGUAAGGAAGGUUUUACGAGUUUUAGAGGUAAAACUUUCCACCCAAGUGUGAAACUAACUAGAAGAUACUACCCACAUACUUACAAUGUGGAUGGUUUCUUCGUUGCUAAGUUCCAAAAAACCGGUCCAUCUCCACAUGACGACAACCAAGCCAGCGCAAAGGAGAAGGAAGCUCUUGCCAGAGAAGAAGCUAUGGAAGAAGGUAUUAUUCAUGAAGAUUUCGCAAACUUCGAUAAUGAAGAAGAUGAAAAAUACAUAAAUAAAUCCAAGAAGAACAGUUUAUUAAAGAAAGGUAUGAACCCAAAGAGUAGCGGUGCACCAAAGAAAUAA
This is a messenger RNA of Maudiozyma saulgeensis, 1932 nucleotides long. Lineage: Eukaryota; Fungi; Ascomycota; Saccharomycetes; Saccharomycetales; Saccharomycetaceae. The record is from the annotation of a GenBank genome assembly.